This is a messenger RNA of Elaeis guineensis (African oil palm), 2732 nucleotides long. RefSeq lists its product as uncharacterized. Gene Ontology annotation, cellular component: Ino80 complex. Lineage: Eukaryota; Viridiplantae; Streptophyta; Magnoliopsida; Arecales; Arecaceae. Gene Ontology annotation, biological process: chromatin remodeling. The record is from RefSeq and is a predicted model, not a curated record.
AUGGACGAAAUAGCAUACGGCCAUUAUCAUCAUCAUCAUCCCCAUCACUCCCAUCUUCGCCAUCAUGAUGAUAACACCAGCCUAACAAAAAAAUAAAAAAAGAGGAAAAAAAAACCUCCUAUGGGGGUGGAGGGAGGGAGGGAGAGAGAGGGGCUCCCCAUCUCGCCAAACCACGCCCAACCCCGCGCGGGGCUCCGCCUCCAGAAAAUUCUCUUCCCAAAUUACCCCUCGAAUCCACCUCUACGUCCUCUCGGGGGGAGGCACUCUCUCUUUCUCUCUCGCGUCUUUUCGUCUCGAAUGGCGCUCGCCGGCGUCUAGGGUUUCUGAUUUCGCCCUCCAGAUAGUUAUAGGAACACUGUUGAUAGUUCGUUUAAGUUGAAUUUACCACUAUGGAGGGCUUUGGAGCCUCUGCAUUCGGUGGUGUGAGUGCUGUAAUGAAGAAGCGGAGAAGUGCUACUUCAAGGCGGCCUCGGCUUGAGGCACAGUUGAUUAUGGAGGGUCAUGAUACCUCACCUCCUUUAAACAAUUCAAGAAGGCUCUCUCCUUAUGAGAAUGGAGGAAAUGAUGCUGGAUUCCGAAGGAAAGAGUUUUAUCUUAACAACCCUCCUCUGAGGAGUUCAUCUGCUAACAGAAUUGAAGGUGGAACAUCUUCAAAGAAGGUUAAGAGGGAUGACAAGACAUUCGAAGAUUAUUAUGGAAGUGGUUAUUCUAGAGGUGGGAAUGGUUCUGAUUUGAAGCGUUGCAGCGAAGGUGCACUAGCCCCAGCUAACUUGAAAAGCUCGAACAAAACUAAAGAGAGCAUGGAAAUGCAGUCAAGAUCCCCAGAUGGCUACAUGGGCAGGAGGGGUGAUGGUCAUGAUAUGCAUCAGCCUGAGGGAGCUCAAAGUAUAUCAGCUGAGAACAAGCUGAGAAAGGUGAAACUCAAAGUUGGUGGAGUCACACGCACUAUACAUGCAAAAUCCAAUUUAGAAGCUGGUAAUGGUGGCACUUCUGCCAAGCCUCCACGUUCUUCUGAUGCCUUUCGGCAUCGUCAAAAGCUUAGUCCUCAGGAUAACUCUGAUGAUCAUUCACCUGAAAAGGGGAGUCACUUGCAAGGAGAUGCAUGGAAGGAUUCCAGUGGAAUGAGCUUUUCUCGGGGAGAAAGCAUAUUUAGAAAGCAAACAGACAAGCUUCCUGGCAUAUCCUCUUCUGAACCUGUUCGUAAAAGCAAGCGAGUGCCUAAGAGGCGCAUGCUGGAUGCUGCAUUUGAUGAUGGUGAGGAAGAUGAUGAGAUCCGCUACCUUGAGAAACUUAAAACUUCCAAGGUUUCUUCAGAUCAAACUGCAGAUUUUGAAGAUGCUGGUGAGGAUGGUGUCAAGAAACGGAAGAUCUCCAAACUUCCGAAAAAUAGGGGUAUGCCAUAUGAGGUGGAUGAGGACUAUGUUAUGUCACGAUCACACAAGGAAAGCAGGAAAAAAUCAAGAUCAGGAAAGGAAUCUGAUGACACAGAUUAUGUUGAAGAGGAAGAACCUGGUUCCGAUGGUGGUCCUGAGGCCAAGAGAAGGAAACAGAAGGUAUCUAUAGAUUCACCUGCUGAUGUCAGAACUGAACCACUUACAACACGCCAACGGGCACUUCAAUCAGGCAAAGGUGGCAAUGGCGAGAGUUUGAUUGAGUUCCCAAAUGGGUUACCUCCUGCUCCUUCAAGAAAGCAAAAGGAGAAGCUUUCUGAAGUAGAAAUACAAGCAAAGAAGGCAGAGGCUGCUCAGAGGCGUAAAAUGCAAGUAGAGAAGGCGGCUAGAGAAUCUGAGGCUGAGGCAAUCAGGAAAAUACUGGGCCUGGAUUCUGACAAGAGGAAGGAAGAAAAGAAGCAGAAAGAGCGAGAAGAGAAGGCAAAGGCUGCUAAAUCACAGACAUUAGCAUCAAGCACCAUAAAAUGGGUCAUGGGGCCAACUGGUACAGUUGUUAUAUUCCCUGAAGAUAUGGGCCUGCCAAGUAUGUUCAGCUCCAAGCCAUGCAGUUACCCACCUCCACGAGAGAAGUGUGCUGGCCCAUCAUGUACAAAUGAAUACAAAUACCGGGAUUCCAAGACUAAACUUCCGUUGUGCAGUCUACAGUGUUAUAAGGCGGUCCAAGGAAGUGCUCAACGACUAACCUGUUGAUGUUUCUUACCUUGUAUGUGUUUUUCCCUUUGUAGGAGCAGUUCACAUCUUGGUUUUCCACAACCGGCUGGUGGUCUUUAAAGGUCAGCCUGGAGAUUGUUGCAAUGCAGAUUUUGAAAAUCUUCAUCUAAAGGACUAUUACCUCUGAACUUUUGCCGUCAAGUUGAAAAUGAACCAUCCUUCUUUUGCUGUUAGGGAAUCUAAAUAAGAAUUACUUGUCUCUAUCUAUAGCUACAGUUUUUCAGAUUAGGUUGAUGCAAGGUACACUGUCUUGGUAACGGAUCCUGUAUAGGUACACUCAGUGCGAGGCUAGUUCAAUAUAUCGAGUAUCAGUAUGUCUUCCAUACCGCAUAUCGGUUUGGUACCAAUAUGGUAUGAUCAGAGCAUACAGUAUUGACUGGUAUGGCAAAGUUUAGGUUGAUGAUUGUUGAACAGGGAUAUCACUUGGUAAUAAGGCUGAUAACCCAGCAUGUAAAAAUUAUUAUCAGGCCAAAGCCUGGUAACCCAGCCCACAUUUGUAUAAAAUCAGGUGAUAACGCUGGACUAGGCAAAUAACUGAUGUCAUUUCCAUUGUGGAACCUUGUUUACUCA